Molecule: messenger RNA, 809 nt
Organism: Arachis duranensis
Lineage: Eukaryota; Viridiplantae; Streptophyta; Magnoliopsida; Fabales; Fabaceae
Product: ethylene-responsive transcription factor 12-like
Exons: 1
Coding region: 61-564 (167 amino acids)
Biological process (GO): regulation of DNA-templated transcription
Molecular function (GO): DNA binding; DNA-binding transcription factor activity
Source: RefSeq, a predicted model, not a curated record
AUAAUCAGCCUGCAAAUAAAUUAAAGGAAGCUUGAAUCUGCUUUAAACUUGACGUUUGUCAUGUCCAUGGCGUCUUCCUCUUCUUGUGGCUCUCGCGAGGGACACUACAGAGGGGUCAGAAAGAGACCGUGGGGUCGCUAUGCCGCCGAGAUACGCGACCCUUGGAAGAAAACUAGGGUUUGGCUCGGCACCUUCGACACCCCCGAGGAGGCAGCCAUGGCCUACGACGGCGCCGCUCGUUCCCUCCGUGGACCAAAGGCCAAGACCAACUUCCCCCCGUCGCCGCCGCUGGCCACCGCCCUCGAUCUCAGCAUAGGAACGUCCUGGCCCCCCGUCCCAUCACGCCGUGUGGCGCUCCGUGAGUUUCUCCAAACUAGCAUCCUCCGUGAUCAUCUUCCACCACCACCUCCUCCUCCUGCUGCUGCUCAGACACCGAUGGCAGUGGCUGUGAGUGAGGGCGGAUCCCACCAUGUACUGGAGAGUUCUGAGACGACGUCGUUUUUGGGAGUGGCUGGGCGCGGUCUUCCCGUGGAUCUGAACGAGCCUCCACCUUUGUGGCUGUGAGCGUGCGUGCCUACGUGUCAACGUGUGGGUGAGUAAUAUUUUAGGCUUCGGAUGACGUCUUUUUUGCACUCCAUCGUGUCUUCCAUUCUCAUGGGAGUUAUUUCUAUCUCUCUAUCUAUCUAACAUCUAGACUUAGAUUAUAUCAGAAUUCAGAAAUCUCUUGUAUAUUAUUCAUGUGUUCCACAAUGUCUGUACCAAACUUAAUUAAUUGCGGCUUGCUAUUUCAUAUUUCCUUCUUUGUUUAA